Messenger RNA from Periconia digitata, 2596 nucleotides. The record is from the annotation of a GenBank genome assembly. NCBI's taxonomy places the organism in Eukaryota, Fungi, Ascomycota, Dothideomycetes, Pleosporales, Periconiaceae.
CUUUUUCUGUCUUUUGGAUCUUGCGACAUUACCUGAGAGAGUUACCCGCUUAUACUGCCCCUUUGCAGUCCACCUUCCCGGAUUUUCUGCGAGCUUUUGCGUGUGGUUAUGGAAGACCUCUCUCUGGAACUGGUGGAGCGCAUCUGCGAGUACCUGCCGCGCGAGGAUUUGCAGAAUACUCUUACCGUUUCGAGGGAGUUUCGGUAUGCUUCUGAACGCGCUUGUGGUGCGUUUGCGACGUUUUGUUUGGAUCGAGAUAAUGUGGAGAAGUUUCGUGAACGGUAUGCUGGGCGGAGAUGGGGAUAUCUCAGACAUGUAAAAUUCCAGGUCCGCAUACCUGCGUACAAAGAGGAUAGCUGCGACCAUGAUAUGGAGGGUGAAGAGGAGGAUGGCAGUGAUGAUGGAGAGGGGUUUACGAUGGACGACUAUAACGAGGACGACGGGGACGAUAGCGACGGAGAGAGCGGAAAUGGUAACGCCCAAGACGAUGACGACGAUGCCAAUGAAAUGGAAAGCCAGGAAUCAGUCGAGACACACGACUGCCGCGAAUCGGCGCAGGAACUCGCAGAAAUGGAUAACACAUUCAGCAACCAAAUCCGUUUUCUCUUCGACACCAUCAAAACCGUCGAGCAGGACGUGUCGGAAGGAAGACUGCAGUUGACGAUAUACGCGCCUGUCAGAGAAGUACACACGACAUGUCCCCAUCGCAAAUGCGUGAGUUGGCGCCUGCACCUCCUCUCCGCGAGCACACUUCCUAAACUGCGCUCGGUCCGCGCAUUAAGCAUCGAGAACCCGCGCGCAGCCGAUCCUCUAACCUCGCCAGAAUCGCUGCUGCAUAUCGACCUACGCGUUCUCAUCGACCUAGCGGUACAAUGCCCGCGCCUGGAAUUCCUCGGAUGCAAACUCCACGGCGGAAGUGCAUGGACAACAGCAAUAUCCGGGGACGCCCCGCGGCAUUACCGCCGGAUAUGGGCAGGACCAUUGCGAGAUACUAGAUUAGAUUUCGCAAAGGCUGUUGCGGAAGCUGAGAUGCCGUCAACGCUACGGCAGGCUCAGCUUGAUCUCCUCGGCUCCAUGCACGACGCCGAGGAAAUCGACCAAAGCCAGCCGUUGCCGAAUCUAGCAGGAUCGCGAGCCCACGACCCAUUCAGCACGAGUCUCCGCCUCCUCUCCCACAAUCUGCGGAGACUGGAAAUCAAAGCCGUCGCGGACGCUGCACUGCUGUGGCCUACAGACGGCCGCACUACAUCCUACCCGAACCUCGAGAGCGUGACUAUCGCACUACACAUGUCCAGUCCGUCCGGACACUGGUACUUCGAGGGCCCGCACGGCAAAGGCCACAACACCAGCGUGCUCGAAGUAGAUCAAAAUGCAUACCCGCCGCUCCACGACACACCCUCCGACAAACAGUGGGACGCGUUCAUCGACGACAACGGCCUCGUCACUGAAAACGUGUCGACCGAGCGCUUCAGAGUCGAGCCAAACCCCGCCAUGCUAACGCCGUUCCUCACUUCCUUCGCGCUCGCAGCGCGGAACAUGCCCGUGCUCAAAGAAGCCUGUCUCUGGACCCCUCUUGUGUGGAAUGCAGACGAGGGAAAAUACGGGGACGCGGCGACGGUGUCGCGGUACCCGGAUAGUGACUUGGCGUGGGGUAUCACGUACGCUGCACCUGGAGCGUAUGGGCUGCAUACGUCCCCUGGCCAGCAUCAUGCAGCUGUGCGCCAGCUUUGGUGGACGACGGGGAAGUGGCGGCCCAGCGAGCAGGUGCGGGAGCUCUUUCAGGGGAUUGGAGAUGAGAAAGUAGAGCUUGUUGAGUAUUGGGGACACGAGAGAUAUGGCGAGGAUCAAUUAGCGGCACGGUCUGUUUUUGAUCGGUUCCAGGUGUUUGGGUGGAGAGAUCCUGAGAACGCGUGGAGGGUUGGGAAGGUGUGAUGGUGAGCGACGUCGGGUUUCGCUGUGGACUUGGGAGAAACGUAUCUACUUGGAUGGUGAUUCUAAGAGAUCUAAUUGGGUUCUUUUUCACGGCUGGAAAUCGGCAAUUCGUGGGGGGCAGAAUGUGUUGACUGAGUUUGCUAGAUUGCCGCCAUUAUAUCAUAUCUACUUAAGUAGCUUCUUAAUCCCACUCAACCCCAAACGUCAUCGCUCCCCGAACCCGAAACAUCUACUGGCCAAGGGAAAUCGCCAGUGACACUCCAUCCCAUUGAAAGCGGUAAUAACACAAAGUCUCUCGUCGGCAAUGCACAUCUUUGUUUCUGAUUGCACAGUACUUUGACCCUUUUUUCCACUAGUCCCCCCUUUCGAGGUUGUUGCGCUAGUUGUCGCAAGGCCGCCGCCCUUCGACACUAACAACUUCGUUCCCACUUAGGUAGAUGGAUAUGGCUCCACAGUAUCUCUCGAGCACCGAUUCCAAAAGAGUUUUCCCGUGGGAAACUCGGCACUUGCGUCUUGUUUGCUGCGGUUUUAUGCUUACGUGGGGGUGACUGUGUGAGCGGGAAUGCACAACAAGACUUGGAGUUUGGAAAUGUUCAGCACUACUUUCUCUAUACCAGACAUCUCUCCACGAAAUUGUAACGUGCAGACUCUCCGAAUUGCCGCU